AUCGCCCUUCCCAACCCGGAAGGUGCCGGCUAAAGCUACUCGCCGCUGGUGCUCCCGAAGAUGGCGGGGGUGUUUGAGGUGGAGGUUGAUGGAGUUGAGCACGAUCACGGUGACCACGAUGAACCACAGGUUGAUAUGUCACAGCUGUCGCCAGAGGAGAAAUGGAGAUUGGAGCAUGCCAGGAUGCACGCCAAGCACCGCGGACAUGAGGCCAUGCACGCGGAGAUGGUCCUCAUUCUCAUCGUCACCCUGGUCAUCGCCCAGCUGCUACUGGUGCAGUGGAAGCAGAGGCACCCCAGGUCUUACAAUCUCGUGACCCUGUUCCAGAUGUGGGUGGUACCCCUGUACUUCACCACCAAGCUGCACUGGUGGAGGUUCCUGGUGACCUGGUUCAUCUUCUCUGCGGUCACAGCCUUGGUCACCUUUAGAGCGACGCGUAAGCCACUCAACUGCACAACUCCCAGGUUGGUUUACAAAUGGUUCCUGUUGCUCUACAAAUUAAGCUACACGAUUGGGAUUGUGGGAUAUGCUGCUGUCAUGUUUACCUUGUUUGGCAUAAACUUAAUAUUCAGAAUAAAGCCUGAAGACGCUAUGGACUUUGGUGUGUCCCUCCUCUUCUAUGGCCUCUAUUAUGGCGUUUUGGGCCGUGACUUUGCCGAAAUGUGUGCAGACUUCAUGGCGUCCACAGUAGGGUAUUACAGUGCUUCAGGAAUGCCCACCAAGCACCUGUCUGAUAAUAUCUGCGCAGUGUGUGGACAACAGAUCCUGGUGGAUGUAAGCGAGGAGGGAAUCAUCGAGAACACCUACAGACUAUCCUGCAACCAUGUAUUCCAUGAGUUCUGUAUACGAGGCUGGUGUAUUGUGGGAAAGAAGCAGACCUGCCCAUACUGCAAGGAGAAGGUGGACCUCAAGAGGAUGUUCAGCAAUCCCUGGGAGAGGCCUCAUGUCAUGUAUGGACAGCUGCUGGACUGGCUACGCUACUUGGUUGCUUGGCAACCUGUAAUCAUUGGCCUAGUGCAGGGAAUCAACUACACCCUGGGACUUGAGUAGAUAUGGAUCCCAAGAGAGAGAUCACGUGUUGGGCACAGUAUCUGGACGGAGUCUUCAGACCGCCGGCUGUGUUGCAAACAACUUGGCUUGUUGGACAAACUCACUGGGGGGAAAGUAGGACUUAAUAAUGGACUAGAAUAUAUAUAUAUGUACAUAUAUAUGAAAAUCUGUAUUUAAAAAAAAAUGGAAAUUUUACCAGCAGUUUGGGUUCCAAUAUUCCAGGUUUUUUGUUUCUUGUUUGUACACAAUACCACUUGGGACUUACUCAUUCAGGAUUUUUUUAAUGAAACGAACGCAUUGAGAGAAUUAAGGAACCGUUUUCAUUUUAAACCUGUCAGCAGUAUUGAAAUGUUUCUAAACUUGUUUGACUUCUGGAAAAUGUUUGUCUGUCUGUUCUUCAGCACCGUCUUGUGAUUUAACAGUCCGUUUCACCCGUUUUAAAUAUGACUGUAACAGAUUGCCCACUAAAGCUCCCUACCCAUAAAAAAAAUCCUCACUGAAGAAUCUGGUUUGCCGAACCUGAGCAACCCUUGGCUCAGCCAUUUUCACCUCCAAAGUGCUUCCACAGAGCAUUUCCACAAUAAAGCAAUAUUGAAUAAGUGACCUGCAUUGGAAAAGCCUCUUACAUGUGGUGCACAAAAAUGUUGAUGCAUUUGCAGAUAUAAACUGUUUUUAAAAAAGCUUUUAACUGAAGUGUUUAUGCCAUGAUGGAAAAUUCCCCAAUCCUAAAGGGUUUAGUGUUAAUUUAGUAAAGAAACUUUUUUCUGGA
Molecule: messenger RNA, 1819 nt
Organism: Lepisosteus oculatus (spotted gar)
Lineage: Eukaryota; Metazoa; Chordata; Actinopteri; Semionotiformes; Lepisosteidae
Gene: rnf121
Product: ring finger protein 121
Cellular component (GO): endoplasmic reticulum membrane; Golgi membrane
Molecular function (GO): metal ion binding; ubiquitin protein ligase activity
Source: RefSeq, a predicted model, not a curated record